AUGAGCACCAAACUCACCUCCUCCCAAAAGAGUGUCGUUCAGCAAUUCCGCAACAUUACUUCAACUUCAGAGAAGGUUGCUACUGAAUAUCUCAAAAAGUCAAACUGGGAAUUGGAUAGAGCUGUCGAUGAUUAUUACAAUAGCACAGGUGGAAGCUUGAGCAGUUCAGCAAGCACAUCCAAGGAAAUGGAACAGGCUUUUGAUAAAUACAAACAACUCAGUAAUAACACCAAUGAAGAGACCAUCAAUAAUAUCACUUUGGAUGGUAUUUUGGCACUUGCUAAAGAUUUGGAUACUGAUCCAGAGUCUGACCCACUCCUUUUCGUUCUCUUUUAUAAACUUGGUUGUAAAACAGCCUAUAAUAUUACACCAGAUGAAUGGAAACAAGGAAUGAGCGAAUUGAAGAUUACCAAGUUUGAUCAAUUGAAGAAGAAGAUUCAACAAGUGAAACAAGACAUUUACAAUGAUGCUAAUCAAUUCAAAGAAUUUUAUGAAUAUGUUUUUGAUUAUUCUUUGGAAGAGGGAGCCAAGACCGUUCCUCCAGAUGUUGCUAUCGGUCAAUGGAAACUUGUGUUAAAGGGAAAGUACAAGUUUUUGGACGUUUGGUGUGAAUAUAUUGAAAAAGUUUUCAAGAAGGCCAUCACUGCUGACACUUGGAAACUCUUUUUAGAUUUCACAAAGAAUUAUCCUAGCGGCGACUACAAGGACUACGAUGCUGAUGCUGGUGCUUGGCCAGUGGCCAUUGAUGAUUUUUGUGUGUACCAUCAAGAAAAGUUGAAAAAGUAA
Messenger RNA from Naegleria lovaniensis, 786 nucleotides. RefSeq lists its product as uncharacterized. Gene Ontology annotation, molecular function: cullin family protein binding; ubiquitin conjugating enzyme binding; ubiquitin-like protein binding. Lineage: Eukaryota; Heterolobosea; Eutetramitea; Acrasida; Naegleriidae. Gene Ontology annotation, biological process: positive regulation of ubiquitin-protein transferase activity; protein neddylation. The coding region runs from base 1 to 786 and encodes 261 amino acids. The transcript is spliced from 2 exons. Gene Ontology annotation, cellular component: ubiquitin ligase complex. The record is from RefSeq and is a predicted model, not a curated record.